AUGGUCAACCCUCUACGAAGUGCAUGCGGUGGACAAGGAGUGCAAGGCCAGAAUUUGGUGGUGGCGUUUCUUGCUGGAGUCGGGCCACAACAGCUGUGCCAUAACGCGGAAUCUUUUACGAGUCCGACAACUACCUCAACACCUCAGACUACGAAGGAUUGGACAACGGCGGAGCCUUCGAUCAUCAGCAGUACGACAACGGCUCGGAGACCCACGCAGACGAAGAGUUUGCUGGUGGAUACUUCAAGAACGACGGCCGAGGAGACGAGCUCUUCGAGUAGUGUUAAAAGCACUCACAAGCCGAAGCCGACGAAGCACACGACGAAGCACACGACGACUAUCCACGAGGCAUCAUCGUCAUCGUCAUCAUCAUCAAUUGCGGCCCCGAUUACAAGCAGCUCAGUCGCGCCCAGCACGUCAAAGCAGACGAGCUCACCCACCAAGACCACCACGGGUGGCGGAAACGAGGAGACACAGUUCGAUGACGGCAGCGGUGGCGGCAGUCCCUUUGAUACGCCGGGCAACCUGAUGAACAGUGCGUCCGGCUUCACGAUCCCAGCACUAUCCCUUGUGCUCCCUGCGUUCGCAGCAGCACUCUUUACUGCGCUACGAUAG
Saxophila tyrrhenica is the source of this 615-nucleotide messenger RNA. RefSeq lists its product as uncharacterized. The coding region runs from base 1 to 615 and encodes 204 amino acids. The record is from RefSeq and is a predicted model, not a curated record. NCBI's taxonomy places the organism in Eukaryota, Fungi, Ascomycota, Dothideomycetes, Mycosphaerellales, Extremaceae. The transcript has a single exon.